Molecule: messenger RNA, 327 nt
Organism: Prunus avium (sweet cherry)
Lineage: Eukaryota; Viridiplantae; Streptophyta; Magnoliopsida; Rosales; Rosaceae
Source: RefSeq, a predicted model, not a curated record
AUGGACUCCAUUGAGUUCUUUCAAGUUUUCAUCAUAAUCAUCAUAUUCAUCAUGACUCUGUUCUACAUCUACUUCAGAUCAUUAACAUCUUCUUCUUCUUCUUCUUCCACUUCUGUUGCUGCUGUUGAUACUGAUAUUCCCCCUCUUCAAGAAAAGUAUGAUGUGUUUAUUAGCUUCAGAGGUGAGGACACCCGCCUUACUUUUACCAGCCAUCUUUAUGAAGCUUUAUGUAGGCAGAAAAUCGAAACCUACAUAGAUUACAGGCUUGUGAGAGGAGAUGAAAUUGCGCCUGCCCUCCUUGAAGCAAUCGAGAGAUCUACGAUUUCG